UUUAACAUUCCGUAUUCAGGCAUAAAUACAGCGAAGUAUGAAGGCAGCGCAGAGAAGUGGUCCACUGAAAGGCGAUUACAAAGCCCGAGCGAUUUUCCGCUUAAGUCGCCGCGGUCUCCGCUAGUUCGCGCGCAUCGCGCGAACUGUUGCUCUUCGCGUAACACUCGUCCGCCGGUGCCGGUGGCUUCACGUGGGCUCCUCUCGGUCCGCGAAGAUGAACGGUAAAGCCACGUUCUGACUAACGCACACAGGACAUGUCGCUGUCAGGGUCCGUGGAAGAAUAACCCACGGUGUGAGGACAACACCCGGAUGUUGCAACAUGCGCUCCAUCCAUGGCGCUCAGGGAACAACAUAAAGCACUUUAUAAUUCGUGGAUUAAUAGCCUGAAUUGACGUGGACUACGGGCGCAUUUAUUGCUUGUCGGGGGGCGGGAAAAAAAACAACAACAACAAAACAUCGAUUAAACGGACUUUCAAUGAGGAGGAAGGGAUGCACGAGCCUAAGGAACCGACUGAAGGGGCAAACUAUGCCAGCUGCACCAGAGCCCCUUUCUCUGGUGAUGCUCCUCCCCUUUGGUCUGAAAGCCCCACCCACUCCAGGCAGCCACUACCCCAGACUGGCAGCAGCCUGUCCUGGCAGGCUGCGAUCCGGGCCGCGCGUCAUGCCCAGGGCGACACCCCGCAGACAAUGAGCGGGCAGUUGGUGGCAGGCUCCGCUCCGGUGGGCUCGCUGUCCCAGAGGAAGAGGCAGCAGUAUGCCAAAAGCAAGAAGCAGGGCAGCGCAUCCAAUAGCAGGCCACCGCGUGCACUCUUCUGCCUCACUCUCAACAACCCUAUACGCAGGGCCUGCAUUAGCCUUGUGGAGUGGAAACCUUUUGAUAUCUUUAUAUUGCUCUCUAUUUUUGCCAACUGUGUGGCCUUAGCUGUUUAUGUCCCUUUCCCUGAAGAUGAUUCCAAUUCAACCAAUCAUGACCUGGAAACAGUAGAAUAUGCCUUCCUGAUUAUUUUCACUAUUGAGACCUUUUUGAAGAUCAUAGCCUAUGGACUAGUGAUGCACCAGAACUCCUAUGUUAGAAAUGGUUGGAAUAUGCUGGAUUUUGUAAUAGUCAUAGUGGGCCUGUUCAGUGUCGUCCUGGAACUGAUGACCAAAGAGGGUGAUGCGAGUCAAGGCGGAGGCAAGCCGGGGGGCUUUGAUGUCAAGGCCCUGCGAGCGUUCCGUGUGCUCCGCCCCCUGCGUCUUGUCUCAGGGGUGCCCAGUUUACAGGUGGUGCUGAACUCCAUCAUCAAAGCCAUGGUCCCCCUGCUACACAUCGCUCUGCUCGUGCUCUUUGUCAUCAUCAUCUAUGCCAUCAUCGGCCUGGAGCUCUUCAUUGGGAAGAUGCAUGCAUCCUGCUACCUGGAAGGCACGCGUACUCUAGCUGAGGAAGAGCCUGCACCAUGCGCACCCUCGGGGCAUGGCCGCCACUGCACAGCCAAUGGCACAGUGUGCCGGGAUGGCUGGCAGGGGCCUAAUAAUGGCAUCACCAACUUCGACAACUUCCUGUUUGCUAUGCUCACCGUGUUCCAGUGCAUCACCAUGGAGGGAUGGGUGGAUGUGCUGUACUGGAUGAAUGAUGCUAUGGGAUUUGAGCUGCCCUGGGUCUACUUCGUCAGUCUGGUCAUCUUUGGUUCCUUCUUUGUCCUUAAUCUAGUUUUGGGUGUUCUCAGUGGCGAGUUCUCUAAGGAGCGUGAGAAGGCGAAGGCUCGGGGAGACUUCCAGAAGCUGCGGGAGAAGCAGCAACUUGAGGAAGACCUGAAGGGCUAUCUGGACUGGAUCACGCAGGCUGAGGACAUCGACCCGGAGAAUGAUGAGGAGAGCAACCAGGAGGGCAGACGCAACCGGGUGACGAUGGCCGAUCUCACCCAGAAGAAGAAGGCAGGGAAGUCUGGCUGGUUCAGUCAGUCCACAGAGACUCAGGCGAGCGUACCCACCAGCGAGACCGAAUCGGUUAACACGGAUAACGCCAACGGCGACGACGACAAGGGGCACUGUUGUGGUGCCAUCUGUCAAAAAAUUACAAAGUCAAAGUUCAGCCGCAGCUGGCGACGCUGGAACAGGUUCUGUCGCCGUAAGUGCCGAGCAGCGGUCAAAUCCACGAGCUUCUACUGGCUGGUCAUUCUGCUGGUGUUCCUCAAUACUCUCACCAUAUCCUCUGAACACUACAACCAGCCCGGAUGGCUCACCCAAGUACAAGAGGUGGCCAAUAAGGUUCUGCUGGCCAUGUUCACCUGCGAGAUGCUGAUUAAGAUGUACAGCCUGGGUCUGCAGGCCUACUUCGUGUCUCUGUUCAACCGCUUCGAUUGCUUCGUGGUGUGCGGCGGCAUCGCUGAGACCAUCCUGGUGGAGCUGGAGAUCAUGUCGCCCCUGGGCAUCUCCGUGCUGCGCUGCGUCCGCCUGCUUCGCAUCUUUAAGGUCACACGCCACUGGGCGUCUCUGAGUAAUUUAGUUGCGUCUCUGCUGAACUCCAUGAAGUCCAUCGCGUCCCUCCUUCUCCUACUCUUUCUCUUCAUCAUCAUCUUCAGCCUGCUUGGUAUGCAGCUCUUUGGCGGCAAGUUCAACUUCGAUGAGAACGUGACCAAACGCAGCACCUUCGAUACCUUCCCCCAGGCUCUGCUCACCGUCUUUCAGAUCCUGACAGGUGAGGACUGGAACACGGUGAUGUAUGAUGGAAUUAUGGCAUACGGGGGGCCUUCCUCCUCAGGCAUGGUGGUAUGCAUUUACUUCAUCAUCCUCUUCAUCUGUGGAAACUACAUCCUUCUGAAUGUCUUCUUGGCCAUCGCUGUGGAUAACCUGGCGGAUGCAGAGAGCCUGAAUUCUGCCCAGAAGGAGCAAGAAGAGGAGAACAAGAGAAGGAAGAGAGCCAGGAGUGGUAGCACAGACAAGACAAGAGAAGAGAAGACAGAGGACCAGGAUGGAGAAACUAAGACGUGUGUGUUGGUCAUGGCUUGCCCACAGGUUCCAUUAGAGAAGGAGGCUGAGGAUGAGGAGAGAAUGGCAGUGGUUCAGGCUGCAGCUGAAAAUGAUGAGGAUGAGCCUGAUGUCCCGUUAGGACCCCGUCCCCAGAGGCUUUCAGACCUCAGCCUCAAAGAGAAGAUUCAGCCCAUUCCAGGGGGAAGCGCCUUCUUCAUCUUCAGCAGCACAAAUCCGAUCCGGGUGAGCUGCCAUCGUCUGAUCAAUCACCAGAUCUUCACCAACCUCAUCCUCGUCUUCAUCAUGCUCAGUUCUGUCUCACUGGCAGCAGAGGAUCCCAUCCGGAAUUUCUCCAUGCGGAACAUCGUCCUAGGCUAUGCCGAUUAUGUCUUCACUAGUAUAUUUACCUUUGAGAUCGUGUUGAAGAUGACUGCUUAUGGGGCCUUCCUUCACAAAGGUGCAUUCUGCAGAAACUACUUCAACCUGCUGGAUCUGCUGGUCGUCGGAGUCUCUUUGGUGUCUUUCGGCAUUCAGUCGUCGGCCAUUUCCGUGGUGAAGAUCCUCCGAGUCCUACGCGUGCUCCGGCCUCUGCGGGCCAUCAACAGGGCCAAGGGUUUGAAGCAUGUCGUGCAGUGCGUUUUUGUGGCCAUCAGGACCAUCGGCAACAUCAUGAUUGUCACCACUCUCCUCCAGUUCAUGUUCGCCUGUAUCGGCGUGCAGCUAUUCAAGGGAAAGUUCUACCGCUGCACAGAUGAAGCUAAGUCAAGCCCAGAUGAAUGCAAGGGUACAUACAUUCUGUAUAAUAUUGGUGAAAAUGCCUUGCCACAAGUACGUGAAAGGAUCUGGUACAACAGUGACUUCAACUUUGACAAUGUCUUGAUGGCUAUGAUGGCCCUCUUCACUGUGUCCACCUUCGAAGGCUGGCCAGCCCUCUUAUACAAGGCCAUAGACUCCAACCGAGAGAACAUGGGUCCUAUUUACAAUUACCGUGUGGAGAUCUCCAUCUUCUUCAUCAUCUAUAUCAUCAUCAUCGCCUUCUUCAUGAUGAACAUCUUUGUGGGUUUCGUCAUUGUCACCUUCCAGGAGCAGGGAGAGAAGGAGUACAAGAACUGUGAGCUAGACAAGAACCAGCGUCAGUGUGUGGAAUAUGCUCUAAAAGCUCGCCCAUUGCGGAGAUACAUCCCCAAAAACCGCUACCAGUAUAAGUUCUGGUAUGUGGUGAACUCUACAGGCUUUGAAUACGUCAUGUUCGUCCUCAUUAUCCUCAACACACUCUGCCUGGCCAUACAGCAUCAUGGUCAGUCUCCCCUUUUUAACUACGCCAUGGACAUCCUCAACAUGGUCUUCACGGGAGUCUUCACCGUGGAGAUGGUUCUCAAACUCAUCGCCUUCAAACCUAGGGGCUAUUUUGGCGAUGCCUGGAAUGUGUUUGAUGCCCUGGUCGUUAUUGGCAGCGUAGUAGACAUCAUUCUGAGUCAGGUAGAUCAGACAGAAGUUCCUGUAAUUGUGGCUCUGAAGCCGGGGAACACAGAGGACAGUGCUCGGAUAUCCAUCACGUUCUUUCGUCUGUUUCGAGUCAUGCGAUUGGUCAAACUGCUGAGCAGAGGGGAGGGCAUUCGGACCCUUCUCUGGACCUUCAUCAAGUCAUUUCAGGCUCUGCCCUAUGUUGCUUUACUGAUAGCCAUGCUCUUCUUCAUUUAUGCUGUCAUUGGGAUGCAGGUAUUCGGAAAGAUAGCAAUGGUGGACGGCACUCACAUUAACCGCAACAACAACUUCCAGACUUUUCCGCAAGCUGUACUCCUCCUGUUUAGGUGUGCUACAGGUGAGGCCUGGCAGGAGAUCAUGCUGGCAUGCUUGCCCGGUAAGCUGUGUGACUCUGAGUCAGACUACAACCCUGGCGAGGAGAAGACCUGUGGGAAUGGCUUUGCCAUCAUCUACUUCAUCAGCUUCUACAUGCUGUGUGCUUUCCUGAUCAUCAAUUUGUUUGUGGCUGUCAUUAUGGACAAUUUUGACUAUCUGACACGUGAUUGGUCGAUCCUAGGACCCCAUCAUUUGGAUGAAUUUAAGAGGAUUUGGUCUGAAUAUGAUCCGGAGGCAAAAGGUAGGAUUAAGCAUUUGGAUGUGGUAACAUUGCUGCGUAGGAUUCAACCGCCACUGGGCUUUGGCAAACUGUGUCCCCACAGAGUGGCUUGUAAGCGUCUGGUUGCCAUGAACAUGCCUCUGAACAGUGAUGGUACAGUCAUGUUCAAUGCCACCCUCUUUGCUUUGGUCAGGACCGCUUUGAAGAUCAAGACCGAAGGAAAUUUGGAACAGGCCAACGAGGAACUGAGGGCUGUGAUUAAAAGGAUUUGGAAGAGAACUAGUACAAAACUUCUGGAUCAAGUGGUACCACCUGCAGGAGAUGACGAAAUAACCGUGGGGAAGUUCUAUGCCACAUUCCUGAUACAGGACUACUUUAGGAAAUUCAAGAAGCGCAAAGAGCUCGGCCUUGUGGGACGGCACACAUCCAGCCUCAACACCACAGUCGCACUUCAGGCUGGUCUCCGCACACUACAUGACAUUGGCCCUGAGAUUCGCCGAGCCAUAUCAUGUGACCUGCAAGAUGAAGGCCUGGUCGAAUUUAAUCCUGAUGAGGAGGAAGAUAUUUACAGGAGAAAUGGUGGCCUUUUUGGAAACCACCUCAAUCAUAUAAACGGAGACCACCGAGGUCCCCCCCACUCCACUAAUGUCACCCAGCGCCCGCUGCAGGUCCCGCCCCUCCCCUUCUAUGUCCAGGUGGAGCCGCUACCGCAUCUGCUGUGUGCCCCCAACCGGCGACCUCACCCGUGCUCCCAAUCCAACCCUAGCCUUUCGUACCUUAAGCCUCCCGAGCCCUCCAACUCCAACCUCAACAAUGCCAACACGCCAUGCGGGAAUGCCCUGGCCAACGGGGGGCAGCAUGCCAACUGCUCCCUCCGCGAUGGUUGGCCCUCCAGGCGCGGCGUGUCUUCCUUGAGUCCCUACCUCAACCGCAAGGGUGACAGAGAAUCGCACCAAAGGUCUCAUUUUAAAAGACCACGAUACUAUGAGACCUACAUUAGAUCAGACACGACAGCUGGUUGUUAUACCACCAUUUGCCGUGAAGACUCCACCCACAGUGAUGAUGUCAGUGAUGAUGACAGAGCCUCAGGGGAGUACUACAGUGGGGAGGAGUUUCAGGAUGACCUCAUGCUUGGUGGGGACAGGCCGCAGAGGGAGUAUCAGGACACUGGGAGUGAAUUUGAGCCAGGCACUCCUCACAGAUUCCAGGAAUCUGAGUCUUUUUACAACGAUGACGACAAGCAGCCCAUCUGCCAGGAACCCAAGCCGUGGCCAAACAGGAGGCUCCUCCCUUUGACGCCCCAAACUACUCGCCGGCCCUCCUUCAACUUCGAGUGUCUGCGAAGGCGAAGCAGCCAGGACGAACUUCCUCUCCCUGCCUGCUUUCACCCUCAUACUGCCUUACCUCUGCAACUGAUGCAGCACCAGGUGAUGGCUGUAGCUGGUCUAGACUCCAGCCGAGCACCACUCUCUUCUUCUCGCUCCAUCCACUCGUGGGUUACGCCCCCUGCCACACCGCCACCCUUUACACCACUGAUCCAGGUUGACUGGCACGGAGCUCCACCCAGUGCCAGCAGCACACCGGCAUUGGCUCGCCGCAGCUCCUGGUACACCCACCAGGGCCGCCAGUGCUCACGCAGAUCGGCCACUCCAACCCCUUCCCAACUGCAGAUCCCGCCCUGCUACUACAGUCAGUACCUGCAGCAUAGAGGCAGCGCCCACAGCCUGGUAGAGGCGGUGUUGAUAUCGGAGGGACUGGGAAAAUAUGCAAAGGACCCAAAGUUUGUGGCAGCAACAAAACAUGAGAUCGCUGACGCCUGUGAGAUGACCAUCGAUGAGAUGGAGAGCGCUGCUAGUAACUUGCUUAAUGGAAGCCUGACCGAUGGGGCAGGAUCAGACAGCACUGACACUCCCCUGAGCAGUGUGGACCGUAAUCUCCAUGACUACAGCGAUGAGGAGGCAGAGCCAAGCAGCAGAUAUGAAGAGGACCUCACAGAUGAAAUGAUAUGCAUCUCAAAUUUAUAGCAUUUGCUAAAAAAAGCAAAAAAAACAAACAAACAAAAACACAAAACCUUAAAAACAAACAAAACUCAUGAAAGAAGAAAUAGUGCCUUUUAAGGGAGUGGAGACAAGGAACUCUCUGGGCCAAUCAGCUGAGCAAAAUUCUAAACCAUCCAGCUGUCAACUAAUGGAUGCUCUAGGGAAUGGCUUGCUGAUAAAAACUAGACAGAAAAUGGAAGUUCUGAAAUGCAUUUUUUUUUCCCAAAGGCUUUUUAAAGAAUAUUUUUCCACAUUCUCAACAUAUCAACCAAAAAAAAGUCCUUUUGCAGUCAUAUCCCUUUCCAUUGCCUUACCCAUGUGCACAAAGACAAAGAAUUCAAUGGUGUUUAAAGAAGUAGGAAGUCUUGAUACCUUGCCAUUCAUCACCCAUUCAUUGCCCAUUCUGAAUGUCACUCAAAAAGAGGCCACAAAAAGAAAAAGACAGUUAAAACUGUUCAGCAAUAUCUCUCACUCUUUAUGCAGGUGAUCGAAAUUGAAAGCUAGACAACAUUUUACUGCAUCACCUCAUUCUCCCUUAUGAGAAUACUAUACAGGCCUGACAGGAUUUUCCCCUAAUUUGAACAGACCUCUUUUAAUUACAUUUACUAGGAAGCUAAAGAAAGUUAUGAAGAGGUCUUUGUAUAGAUAUGACCUAGAUUAUAUUUUACUAAGUAAAUUUUUAGCUCAAAUAUAGCAAUAUUCACCUCUGCACAUGGAAUACAGUAACAUUAUGGAGCUAAAAAGCUUAAUGGUGUUUUGACUUUUGUUGUUGUUGUAUUAUAUUUCAGUCUGGCCAUGGCACGAUGGGUUGAGCCAACAUGAAUGCAAGAUGCACACUAUAUGCACAAGGCUUGAUGGAUAAUGCAGUAAUAACUCCCAAGCUAUAUUGUCAGAGAAGCCAUGUUGGGAGUGCUUUUGUGCAUAUCGUGUGCAGGCUAAAUGCACAAGUAGAUUUAUGCAUUACCAGUGCUGCUUUACAUGUGAACAUGAGACAAAAAUCCAUUUUAUAUUUACAGGAAACCCACCGAGUCCCUUUCAGAUGCUAUGUAUUUUCUCCAACAUGUUUAUCUAGAAUAGGUAAUGUACUGUUUUCAUGUUGGGAAAGGGUUUUUGUUGUUUGUUUGUUUUUUUUUGUUUUUUUAUGAAACUUUGUUUAAUGUCACUUUCUUUUUGUAUAAUUCCAGUGAAUACAUCUAAGCUCUUCUGUUGGCCUCAUCCCACACUAUUGCUCCUCAGGUGACCAUCCAUGUGAAGAACUACCUGCUCAUCUACACUAGCCUAUAGCUGCUAACGCCACACUGCACCUGUGCUACCUCUACCACUUAGGGUCUAACGUAAUGUCAGCAUGUUCCCUUUGUGACCAAAGUCAUGGGGACAAAGAGUGCAAAAGGCUCAGAGACCAAAACUUGAUGGUGAAGCAUCCAGUUAGCCACUGCCCUAUUUGCAGACCCAGCAGAACCAGAUGGUCAUCUUCAAAACUGCUCUCACAAAAGCUUUAUAACCAGUUUGUCAUACUGUCUAUAACAAGCUGCCUAAUGAGAGGCUUUUAUUUAUUUGUUAGUGGUUUUUUUUUGGGGGGGGGGGGGGGCUGACUUUACUCAAUAUGUGGCUGUGAAUGAAUGAUAGCUAGUGACCAGGAACAAUAUUCUCAUUACAUAAUGCUUACAUGCAUCUGUUUAGUUUUAUCACUGAUACUAAAUCAGUGUUCUGAGAAAUGAAAACCACUCUCAGUCAUUCUGAUAAUGCAAACAAAUUCACUGCCAACUGAUUUGAUUGACAGGUUCUGUUGCGAACAGUUUUAGGGCAUAUAAAGGACCCAAAAAAAUGGACCUUUUCUCUGAGUACAUAGGAAACCCUUAACAGGUAGCUCUGCAAUCCUGCCAAAAGACAACCCACUGUUUAGGGUAUCAGCUCCCAUCAGGGUUGGUUGUGACAAGGUAAAGUCUAAAUUGUUUGCUGGGCCAAUAGAACCUUCCUCACCCUUUCACUUUUGCCUAGUGAACCUAAAAACUGCCUUUAUGCACUUUUCCAAGCUACUGUACACAAAAACAAAAUCCUUCAUCUCACAUUUAAUGUCUCAUUACAUCAUAGCAUCCUUGGUCCAGGUGAGGAUGGAUUACAUAUCAGUGUUUUUAUGGCAGUCCAAGUCACUCUGUAUGCUCCAUUUCAAAAGGCUUAUUAUCUUGUCCACUAAAAUUCCAGAGGUGGGUUUUGUUUUUUAAAAAAGAAAAGGGAAUUCUAUGUCUGUUAUUUUUGUGAUAAACACCUUAGCAGCACAGGAACGAAUGCCUAAAACCUUAUACACAAAGCCAAACCUGGCUCUGGAACAUCGUUUUGAAAUACCAACAAGGGCUCUGAAUAGCAAACACAUUUUAUGGUGUUACGCUCUACACUGUCUAGGUCACAUGCAUUUUGUUGUUUGUGUAUCGUGUCAGAGGUUCAUAAUUAACAGAAGGCAGACAAAUGGCACUUAAUUAACUAACUAAAUAAUGCACCUGAUUAGUAGCUCUUGUCCUGCCAACAGUACAACCCAGGUCCAGCUUACCACAAGAUAAUACGGAUACGAAUACUUUCAUGCAUAUGUUGGUCACUUGAAUAGAAGACUGCAAUGUGUAGGCAAACUCAUUUGUUUUUCCAAAUCAAUGUCCUUGCUCGAGGCUGUUUUGACAAUGGAAAAG
Messenger RNA from Electrophorus electricus (electric eel), 9746 nucleotides. NCBI's taxonomy places the organism in Eukaryota, Metazoa, Chordata, Actinopteri, Gymnotiformes, Gymnotidae. The record is from RefSeq and is a predicted model, not a curated record.